AUGGCUGCAGGCGACGUCACACGUCGCGCGUCUAUCACGGCGCCGUCGAUGCAUCGUAGACCAUCCGCUAGACGCGGUUCUCUUAUCAAAAAUCCUCAAACACAAUCGCAGGAAGUGCCGUGGGAUAUAAUAGACCGAUGUGCGCUUCCCAUAGUGUUGUGCCAUGCACUCGCCGUGGUGUUAUCCGCACUGCUGAAUGCGAUGCAUCUUAGCCAAAUAUCAGUGUUCACCCUUUUUCUCUGGUUCUCCAUAUCCGUAACCGGAUCACUUUGGUUUUACCACAACUUGCAGGUAACAGCAGCGGGAAAAGCUGUGUUGGUAACAGGAUGCGACAACGUGCUUGGGAAUGCACUGGCCCGUCGCCUUGACGAUCUGGGCUAUCACGUGUUCGCUGGUUUCCAGAAUAAAGCGGGUAACAUAGAUGCGGACAUGCUCAAAGAGGACUGCUCCGGUCGGCUACAUACAUUGCAACUUGACAUUACAUCCGAAACACAGAUUCUGUCGGCGUCUUUGUAUAUCGUCGACCAUUUACCAGAGGGCGCGCAAGGCUUGUGGGCCAUCGUCAACUGCGAAUCAUGGUGUGCACUCGGCGAACUAGAGUGGGUGCCUUUCUCGGUCAUCCGCAGAGCAAUGGAAGUAAACCUAUUAGGACCGGCCCGUUUAGUGCAAGUGAUGUUGCCAUUGGUGCGACGUUCCCGAGGGCGUGUUGUCCUGGCCUCGUCCAUCCUUACCCACGUGGCCGCCCCUGUUCGUGGGGUGCACGCCGCGUCCCUUGCUGCACUCGACGCAUUAGCCGCUUGCCUCCGACGUGAACUUAAGCCCCGAGGUGUCGACGUGGUCGUAGUUGCUGCCGGUGAAUACACGACGGGAAGCGCGUGGCUCUCGGAAGAAAAGCUCCUGGAACAGGCGCGGGACAUGUGGAAAAGGCUGAGUGAUGAGCAAAAGGGGGCGUACGGUGAAGACUAUUUUGAGCAGGCGCUACGUAGCCUCGAAAAAUACACCAAGAGCCCGGACGCAGACCUAACAGCAGUGACCCGCGCUUUGAGUGAUGGCGUGACUCGCACAUUCCCCCUGGCGCGUUACACCCCCGUAUCGCCACGCGAGAAGAUAAAGUCUUUGUUGGCAGAACAUCUUCCUCGUUCCCUCUACGAAGGACUCUAUUCAGAU
This is a messenger RNA of Iphiclides podalirius (scarce swallowtail), 1167 nucleotides long. The record is from the annotation of a GenBank genome assembly. Lineage: Eukaryota; Metazoa; Arthropoda; Insecta; Lepidoptera; Papilionidae.